AUGCCAAAGAAAAAGAAAAAUCUUGGUGUGAGCCCAUCAAGAAAGAGCAUAAACUCAGAAGCGACGCCUGCUGCAUCUGCCGACUUGGUACCGCCUUCAGUAGAUCUAACAAUGUUACAAACACCGCAUGGGAUUGAUAAAGAAGAACUCUUCAGCAGUCUUUCAGAAAUGUUUUCUGACUUGGAUCCUACUGUCAUUUACAUGGUGCUAUCUGAAUGUGAUUUCAGAGGUAAAUCAAAUUCUGUUAAUAUUGUCAGCAUUUGUGUUUAACACAGUGAUAAGGAGAGAGAGGUGAUAACAUGGGGUAUCAAGGACUGGAACCCUGAACAGCAGGAACACUCAAUAUUAGGACUUUUUGUCACAACAGCCACUUGUUAAUAAUCAGUGCACAAGUUCACAAACUACUUCCUAAUAGUUACCCCAAUUAGCUCAGGGCGUUGCUCUUUGGCUCUUCUUCCUACAGAUUUGCUUACCUCGUACUGGCACUAAUUAUGUUACACAGCCUGACAUCAGGCAUUGGAUCUUGGGGAAUCUAACAUAAUGGCUGGGUAAGCUAGUCAAUGGAGAGCAGAGCAUAACUGAAUGUUGGUAGCAGUUCCAUGCUACAGUUCCGAUGACAGCAAGGUCAGUGAUGGCUUUUCUGAGCCCUAGGGCCUUUGGCAGGUGCCUGACUAUAUUGAUCCGUGUUGUUGGCACUGCAACUGGGAACUUUCAGGUUGUCUGAAGAACACGGUAACCUUGAAAUAAAUCUUAAAUUCAAUGUCUAUUUGUACAAUGAUCUUUAUAUUUUCUGUAGUUUAGAAUGAGUUUCAUAUCGCUUCCAGUGACUGUGCUUUUUCUUCAUUUCAUAGUUGAAGACACUAUGGAUUAUCUGCUAGAAUUGUCUACAGCUGCUAAGGGAAUAACAUCUUCACCACAUGUCUCAGGUUUUGAUUCCAUAUCUGCAUCAUUGGUUGGUGAAAACCAACCAAGCUGUGUUACUAAUGAAAUAGAGGGCCAAAGUUCUGCUGCAAUAAAAAAUGUGAAAUCUAGUGAAGAAUCAGAAAAGUCUUCAUCAUCUGAAGAACUAGUUUUCUUGCAGUGCCAUCCUUUUGAGAAAUAUAAUCUAAAUAGUGAAAUGAAGGAUUCAAAAAAUGACCAUAUCUCAGGCAAUCUGUCUUUGGCUUUGGACCACGGUAGCUCUGAUCAAGUUAAAGAGUUAUCUGGGUGUGCAGAGCCCUGUUUGGGUUACAAUACUGUGCUUUCUUUGCAGAAAAAGGAAACAGACAGUGAAAAAUUAGAAACCUCCACUCCUUUAAAUCCAGAUUGUGACAAACCCUCCGAAGUAGUUUGUGGAAAAUCAGGCAUUCAGACAAAUGAUGUGGAUAUUUUUGCACAAAUCCCAGAGAACUGUAAUUUACCUGAAGUUGUACUUGACAGUGGUGCAGUUCCAGAAGUUGUUUUGGACCUUACAACCCUAAAUGACGUGUCUGCUCAACACUGCCAGGGGAUUGCAGAAUUUCAAAAUAGUGUGUCUGACAAUUCUAGUUCUUGUUCACACAAGACUGAAAAACAGGGAAACACAGUGACUGUGUGUAAUAAUUAUUAUAAUACUUCUGUUCCUGACCUAUGUGCAGAAUCCACUUUCAAACUGACACCUUUUACAAAUGUUGACCAGUCUCAGCAGAUGUGGAAUUCACAAUUUUCUGUGCUUCAGAAACAGUCUCAGGAGUGUACCUGGAACCUAAUGGCUCCUGUCUUUUAUCCUCAAAAUGCAAGCCAUAGCUUUGUAACUCCAGUUGCUGUCAGCCCUGGGAAGUGGAGGCCUGCUUCAAACUCUAGGAGUCUUGGGAAAAUAUAUUCUUCUCAAACAACUUCACAGUCUUGGGACAGCAAAUCCUCUCUGCCGAAAAUGGACGUUUCUCAAGUACACCAGCUUCCUGUUUGUCACAUGAUGAGAAGAAAGAUUCCUCUCGCAGGUCAUGUGCUUGUUCUUCUUAGAGGGGUUCCUGGAUCAGGCAAAUCACAUUUGGCAAGGUAGAGUAUUCAUAGAUUUUUCUUUAAAAAUGCAUCAUUUCUCACACUCAUGUAUGUGCAUUAACUGUGACUUUGCAUUAUGUGUAUACACAGACACAAACCAGAUCCCCUCUUUUCCAUAAUUUUCAAACCCUCACUAUCUUUUUAUCUAUGGGGGAGGCCACUGUUUUGUGUCAGUUAAAUAUUAAUCCAUUGUCAACUUUAGGAAGUGAGAGAGGAUUGCUCUGGAUAGGAGAGUGUGAAGGAGCAUACAUUUCCAAAGCUGAUUUCCUGGUUUGCAUGGUUUUUAUAUAGCGACUACACUCCUGAUCAUGUGCUUUAACACCGAAAGUUGCUGUCAUCAUUGUGUUGCAUUGUGACAGCCCGAGAAUGGUGCUGUGUACUCUUGGCUUUUUUUUAUAUAUUAGGAGGACAGAAAUAAUGUUUGAAACUUUCCCCAAGAUUUAAAGUAAAGGUAAAGGGACACCUGACCGUUGGGUCCAGUCAUGGCCGACUCUGGGGUUGCGACCCUCAUCUCGCUUUAUUGGCUGAGGGAGCCGGCGUACAGCUUCCGGGUCGUGUGGCCAGCAUCACUAAGCCGCUUCUGGCGAACCAGAGCAGUGCACGGAAACGCUGUUUACCUUCCCGCCGGAGCAGUACCUAUUUAUCUACUUGCACUUUUGACGUGCUUUUGAACUGCUAGGUUGGCAGGAGCAGGGACCGAGCAACGGGAGCUCACCCCGUCACGGGGAUUCGAACUGCCAACCUUCUGGUCGGCAAGCCCUAGGCUCUGUGGUUUAACCCACAGCGCCACCCAUGUCCCCAAGAUUUAGCUACUUUUUAAAGUUAAAACGUGUGCCACAUAGAUAGCACAAGCCCUGAUUUAGAAUGGCUUAUCCAUAUUACUACACAAUGCCCCUCUCUCCCAGCUGAGGCUCAAAAUUGUGUGUGCACAAUUAAAGAGAAAUUGAGAGUGGGGAAGGGAGGGUAGAUGAUUGAUUCAGCAUUUUUUGUUUUUUUGCAGGGCUUUGCUUGAGGAUAACCCUGGUGGUGUCAUUCUUAGUACGGAUGAUUAUUUUUACCAAAAAAAUGGACAGUACCAAUUUAAUGCUGAUUGCUUAGCAGACGCACAUGAGUGGAACCGGAAACGUGGUAUGUGCUAGAUGAAGUUGAACAAUUGUUGAUUAAGAAUAUUGGAAUCUAUAAAUAGAGAAGACUUAAUGAAGUUCUUGUGCCAGGAUUGGUGCUUGCCUAUAAGCACAUAUUAAACAACAACUAACUGGGUUGGAUAGGCCAGAGGGCCAGAUCCUGAGCUCUCCCUCAUAACACAGGCUGUUUUGACAGGUCGACAAGACAGCCUACUUGUCAGUCACCUGAUGUCACCAUGAUUACAAACUUUGGUCAUACUUCUGGCCAUAUUGCUAGCAUUGUAUAUUGAAUAGUUGAACGUAGGUUCAUAUAUUUUAGUGCAUAUGACAACUUUGAGUAUUUGAGUGUUUCUGCAGUGGUUUCUCAUGGUUAUGCAGUGCUUUCUAUAAUUUUCUUUUAACUGAGUUAACAUAAAAAUGCUGGUUUUAUUAAUACAUUAAAAAAAAUAAUUACUGGUAUGUUUUUCAGCCAAAGAAGCAUUUGAAAAAAGCAUCACUCCAAUAAUCAUAGACAACACAAACACACAGGCUUGGGAAAUGAAACCUUAUGUUGCAUUGGUUAGUAUUCCAUAAGUUAUUAUUGUUGAACCAAAAGCCCAUUAACAUUUUCUCUGCAUGUUUGUAGACAGCAUGGAGGUAUUUGAGCUCAUGCUCUCUAUAGGCUGUUGAAAUGAUGGGGGGGGGGGAGGAGAUUGAGUUGGCCUAAUGCUUUCACACUCAAUGCAGUGAGGAUGGAGAAGCAGAACAUGAGCUCAAAACAUACUUUCAGUCUGCCUGGGUACAAUUGCAAGAGCAAGCAUCAUUUAAUGGAGCCCAGAUAUUAGUCAUUUGGAAAAGCUGCAUGUUUACUCAGAAGCAAGUCCCACUGAGUUUAAUAGGGCUUACUCCCAAGUAAGUGUGUUUAGGAUUACAGUGGUACCUCAGGUUAAGUACUUAAUUCGUUCCGGAGGGCCGUACUUAACCUGAAACUGUUCUUAACCUGAAGCACCACUUUAGCUAAGGGGGCCUCCUGCUGCUGCUGCGCCGCCGGAGCACAAUUUCUGUUCUCAUCCUGAAGCAAAGUGCUUAACCUGAAGCACUAUUUCUGGGUUAACAGAGUCCGUAACCUGAAGCGUAUGUAACCUGAAGCGUAUGUAACCCGAGGUACCACUGUACAACUAUAAAAUCUAUAGUCUUAGAUCUCUUAUCUAAGCACGAGACAUUUAUUAUGAGUGCUUACGUUGUACAGUUUUGAUGAAGAUCUUGUUCUUUGUGACCAGCAAUGAUGGUGGGUGAGAUGUGUUCUGAACUAUGACUUGGUUCAUUUUUAACUGUAUUCUUAACCUGCUGAGGGAUGUAUCUCAAGCGUUUUUACACUUUUAUUCAGUCCCAGGAACACAAAUAUAAGGUUAUAUUUCGUGAACCGGAUACCUGGUGGAAGUUUAAACCAAAAGAACUGGAAAGGUAAAAAAAAACCCCUCACGAUUCUGUUAUAGCAUAUUUGAAAAGAAAUAAUAAUAUCUUCAGAUAAAUGAGCUAGUAGGCGUGAGACCAGCUUUUAUUGAACCCCAAAAUGCAAAUGCAAAUUAUAGGGAUUGCUGCAAUACUAUGAAUUGUUCUCUCUUUUCUUCCAAGAGAACCUGUGUGAUUACUUGGACUAAUUCGUUUGCGAAUUGUACCUCUAGUUCAUGUAAAGCUUCAGUUGCUUCAAAAAUAUUCUGUGGCUGUCAGCUACAGAGAUUCUUUUAAAGAGCCUCAAGAAUAGAUACUAUUAUUCAAGCCCAUUAUCUUCAUUGGUUAAGGAUAGGGAGGUGGGAUGUUGUGACAACAUGAUCUUCCAUAUAUAAGUGGCGAGCAAAGUAGUACCUAAUAACUGUAUUUUGUUUCUCCUUUUUCCUUUAUAAUUUUUAGAUUUUGAUUAUUGUUUCUUUCUCUGGUCCAUUGCUAAUAAAAGUUGAAGUCGGCAUGGGCAAAAAAAUACCCAAGAAAAUCUACUCUUUCUGGCCAUUAAUUAUUUCCAAAGCUAUAAGAAAAGUGGUUUAAAAUGUCAUGAUUUGUAGCAGUGGGUUUUUCCACAUUUAGCAAGCUGUUGCUAAAUAGUCAAGUAGAAAUUGAAAGUAAAGGGUGCCAAGAUCUAUUUUACCCAGUUUGGAACUCUACCUGUUUACUACUUUUUAUUUAUUUAUUACUUAGGCAACGUGAUAUGGCAGUGUAGGUUUUCAUGUUGCACAAACCUUUAUUUGCUUGUUUAUGCACCAUCAGCUGUUGGGAGAAUUCUCAGUACCUGCUCCUUAAAUUGUAACACCACGGAAAACAGCUUCAGUUAAAUGUUUAAUAGUUGCCUCAAAUGUUUUCAACAAAAGUUGGAAUAUGCCUUUUACUGUGAGAUUCAUUCUCAGAUAUUCUGUUCUUUUUAAUGUUUAGGCGAAAUAUUCAUGGCGUAUCAAAAGAGACGAUCAAAAGAAUGUUGGAACGAUAUGAACGUUGCCUGACUGUUAAUUCAAUUUUGAAUUCUUCAAUCCCAGAUGAAUUGAAAAGUGCCACCUGUGAUGAAGUUCUUCACCACAAAAAGGGAGAAGGGUAAAAUUAAAGUAUCAAAAUUAAAAUUAAAGUAUCAAAAGUAUUGAAAUACAAAACUUCAAGCCAGUUUACUUGGUUAGUUAAUGAUGCUGGUAAUGCCAAGGUCGCAGGUUCAAUCCCCAUGUGGGGCAGCUGCAUCUCCCUGCAUUGCAGGGGGUUGGACUAGAUGAUCCUCAGGGUCCCUUCCAACUCUAUGAUUCUAUCUAUAUCUGUAAAGUGUGAAAGCAAAUGUCUGUGAGUCUAACUAAGACCUUAUAUCACAGAAUGUGCUGAAUGAUUACACUUUCAGUUUCAGAAGUAGCAUGGUUUUAUAUAUCUCCAUAAUCUAACAACCUCCACUUUCUUUGACUCCUUCCCUUCAACAUCCAGUUAUCAUUUUAAUAAUAAUCCCAGUUACAUCCAAGAGAAGGGAUUGACUCAAUAGCAGUCCUUUUUUUUCCAUCUUGGCCCUUCUAUCUUUCUAGGAAUAUGUAUAUAAAUAUUUCAAUAUAUAUUAGAAGAUGUUAUGGCUUAAGUGCUUUAGCAGAGGUAAAGAUGAUUAAGGUGUGCAUUUUUUCCUUUAAAGGUCCAUUUUAAAAAUCCAUUGUUUGAUUUACAGGAAGGAAGAUAUGCCUCAUUUUGGGAAAAACAAAGAACAUUUUCCUUCACCUUUAAAAUGCAUAGAAUUAAGUAUGGAAGAUAAGCAUCAGUCACAGAAAGUUACAGUGGAAAAUCAGACUCUCCUGAAUAAAAAGAGAGAACUGGAGCAUUGGGUUCAAGACUGUACUUCUAAAUGUAAUGUCUCUCUGGAAGACAUAGAUCUCAAUGCAUCAUCAAGGACAGACAAAAUUGAUUCUACUCUUGAAAAGAUGGACUUGGUAAAGUCUGAGGAAAGUGAAUUCUCAAAUUUCAGUGAAAAUAUUCAGAAGUACAAUAACAAGGACAUAAUAGCUGAAGUUGAAGCAAAUCAAUGUGCUGAAGUACUAACAGAAGCAGAGUUAAGACUGACAAAAAACAUGAAUAAGGCAGAUUCAGGCUGCGAUAAACCAGUAGGGCCAGAAACAGUAAAUUUUGUGGGAGACUGGCCAAUAGAACAAACUAUGGGGCAGAGAGUGAAAAGAGCUAGAAGGUUAGAAAAACUGACUAUAAAGAAUGGCAAAGAGGAUAAAGGUCUAAGCAUACCCAAUUUUGAUGCAUUAGCAAUUCUAGAUGAAGAUGAAAAGGUAAAUCCGGUUAAUAUUCAUGAAGAGCUGCCACUUUCUCAGAGUAAACAGGAAGAUAUUAAACAGCCCUCUGCCUGUAUGUCUGUUGUUGAUACGGAAGAAGAUCCAUCGCGACUGCUGAUUGUAGGAGACUGGCCUGUCCAAAACUCUUUAGAGCAAAGACAGCACAAAAUGAAAAGAAUACUCAAGAGAAACACUGGUGAAUCAGAAGAGAUUAUAAGUAGUCAAUGCAAUAUUAACGAAAGUACUCUGAACACAGUAACGGUACUUCCUACAACAUCUGCAGGUGCUGGAGAGCUACUUGUCUCAUCAAAGAAGGAAAGUCUUUUGGCACCUGAAAUCUCUGGUUCUGAAACUCUUAGUGAGAAAAAGUCUGUGCAGAACAAAAGGGCACGCAAGCAUCAUAAAUUAGCUCUAACAUUUACCAACAAUUUGGCCCUCAGUAAACCAGAGGAAGAAUUGUGUCUGUCUAAUUUGCUGGAAGAGAAACCCAAUGAAUGCAUCAUGGCAGAGGCCAAUAAGUAUUCGCAGACGGAGCCCCAGGAUUUUGCUCUCCUGUGGAGGCUUGAAAGGAAAAUUAUUGUUUCGGAAGAUACCAAAGUAUUAAAUGGCAGACUGGAUGGAUUCAUACCAAAAGGCAUUCAUACUGCUUCAGAAAAAAUACCCUAUAAAGUAACUUAUGAGAAAAGCACAUAUGUGGAAGAAAGUGAACUUGUCAACAUUGAUGUAUCUGAGAAUCUGAAUAUUUUGUGUAAACUCUUUGAGUCCGUUUCAUUUGAUGCACUGAAGGACUUGUAUGAAAGAUGUAACAGGGACAUUGAUUGGGCUACAGGGAUCUUGUUAGAUUCUGCUGAGAAGUUAUGCAGAGAUGAUGAGGUUGGACCCUUGCAGGAAGCACAGAUUCAGCCUUCUGGCAAGUCUCUUGACUCUAAUGAAAAUGCUGGUUAUAGAGAACGACUUGCAGAUUCUGAGGAAACCACUCAAGGAACUGUGUCUUCUAGAAUUAGUCAGGAUUCAGAAAUAACAAAUCUCUCUGUUGAUGAUGGAGGUGAUGAAGCUUCCACCGUUAAAGAUGAACACAACUUUUCAACUGCUUCCACAGCAGAAAACAAACAUUUAAUGCUGUCUGCUCCAAGAACUCAUGUCGAAGAAUCAGGAAAUGAGAAACCACUUUUAGAUACCACACAUACAAAAGAGAUGAACUCCGUUAUGAUAUCAGAAAAUGAGCAGCCGAACAAGGUGUUGCAUACUGAAGUGGACUUAAGUGUUCCUGUGACUAUAGCUGAUGAUUUUAAUGGAGGCCCUAACACUUUGAAACCCACUUUUGAUGUGGAAAUAGAAAACACAUCUUCAGAGAAACAUUCAGAGUGUUCAAUUAUAGAAGAGCUCCCAUCUCAUCUAAUACUUACAGAGGGCUCUGCAAGCAAGGACAGCAAAUUUGAGGUGGAUAAAAAAAUGAAUUGUAAACCAAUGUUUCUAAUUGCAGCAAAAAAUGAAGAAAACAAAAUACCCAAUCAAGAUAAAAGCAAGUUAGUGAACCCCACACCUGUAUCAAAAUCUGUGAAUAUAAAUUCCCUAGAAUUGGUCUUACCUCCUGAACUAGCCAUUCAAUUAAGUGAAAUAUUUGGACCUGUUGGUGUUGAUUCAGGUAAUAAAACCAUGAUUUUUAAAAAAAUGCUAGGAGUUAAAAAACCCAAAAGUAUUGGUUAUUUGAAGCUACAGCCGUUGAUAGAUAUUAGAAAAAAGACUCACCUGUAUCUUGGUGGUGGUCAGACUCGGUAGUGGUCAGCAGUUUUUACUCAUUUUGCAAAAUCUUCCAAGUCAUUGCUCUGUUUUCCACCAUAUGAGUGAAUGGCAGCCAUUCACUUACAUAAAGUUAAUUAAAAGUCUACAUUUGGGAAUGCCAAUAGGGUAGAGAUUUAAGGUGCCCCUGUUAAGUCCAGUUUCUAGACAAGCGAUAGAUUGUAGCUCAGUGUAGAGCAUUGAGCUCUGCCUUGAAUCCAGAAGGUCCUAGGUAGGCCUAGGAAAGACCCUGGGUUGAGAGAGAAUCCUGGGAAGUCAGUCAUUGUAGACAAUAUACCAGCUUUCAUUAGUCCCAAACAGCAUGACCAGUUGUCAGAAAUAAUGGGAAGGUGUAGUAUGGCAACGCCUGGGGGGCCACACGGUCCCUAUCACUGGUCCAAAGUCUGUCUGUCUGAUUAGCUUCAUCAUCUCCAUAUUCUCACUUUGGGUCCUCCUCCUUAGUGAAAUUUGGACCUGGUCAAACUGAUUUUGUUGUUGUUUAAAAAUACUCCUUUGAGUUAAUUUAUUUCCUAUUCCACAUUAGAAUUGUGGUUUAUAAAUUAAGCUGUGUUUCAAAGUGGUGUUAUAUUGCUCUGUUUUGAGACAGAUUCUCUGAAUUAUUUCAGGAACUGAUGCUUUAUCCUACAAAAAAGCCAAGAUAUUUGAUUAAGAAUAAGCUUGGCUGAACUACAUUUAAUUUGUACAGUAUUUUAACCUCUAGCUUUUUUAUUCAAUAAGGAUCUCUAACUACUGAAGAUUAUGUGGUUCAUAUCGAUCUGAAUUUAGCCAGAGAAAUUCAUGAAAAAUGGAAAGCAUCUAUUACAGUAAGUCAGUUUCUUUCUAAAGACAAGUCUGUGGCAUCUUAUGCUUGCAUUAAAAAGCACUGGUAUUUAUUUAUUAGCUGACCCCUGUUAAAAUAUUUCUCAGAAUUUAUAGUGCAUGUAAAUAAGUGGCAUGAUUAUACUUAGGUCACAUAUACUCCAAAUAAAAGUUCUUAAACAUACAAUCAAAAUUUUGAACCAACUAACUUUUUAACUUUUUAAAGACGGAACAUGUCAAAGGUCUGAUUCAUGUGCUUUUCAUGCAGCCGCAAGAUAACACAGGCAGAAAAACUCAGUUUAAAAACAUGGUAAAAUGUUUAUAAACAAAUGGUCUGGGCUUGAAGUGAUAAGCAUACAACCUGAACCUGUUGUAAACUGAGUACAGUUGUCCAAACAAAUUUUAUUAAUCCUUUUUUAAAAAAAACUAAUUGGAGAUUCAUUAAAACUUAAUAAUAUGAUUAAUUGAAUUUAAAAUGUUUUAAUUUAGAAGCGACAGAGGAGAGAAGAGGAGUUGCAUAAGCUUCUUGAAGAAGGUAAGCUUAUGUUGUUCUAAUUAAUCACUCUGGGCCUUCCAUUAUUUAGACUGGGUGCCCUUUUAGAUGUGCAUCCAGAUUCUGAUCACCACAUAGUAACAAAUACAGCAGGAAUGGCAAAGUUAUUCAGUCUUCAAAGUUAUUCUAUGUAAAAUAAAUAUAGCAGCACAUUUGUUGUCAUAUGGGUAAUCCCAUCUUAUCAUACAGCCACCUUAGGAGGUAGGGUUUCAGGACCUAGCAGAGUGUUGUUUUUGACUUUGCACAUCUCUAGCUUGGACAAUAUUAUUCUUACUCUCCCCCGCCCCUCUGUCUAUCUCAUCUACAUUCAGAUUAAGGUUUAUUUAUUUCUUGUCCUUUUAUAUGUGCAGCAAAUUUUAUUUGAAAUAGGGAUGCACAAUUAUCUAUGUAUAUAUUUAGUUGUUGCUUUUUUUUAAAAGCACUACCUAUUUGUGAAAAGAAAGAGCAUGUACAGUGGUACCUUGGGUUAUGUACUUAAUUCGUUCUGGAGGUCCAUACUUAACCUGAAACUGUUCUUAACCUGAAGCACCACUUUAGCUAAUGGGGCCUCCUGCUGCUGCUGCCGCCGGAGGACGAUUUCUGUUCUCAUCCUGAAGCAAAGUUCUUAACCUGAAGCACUAUUUCUGGGUUAGCGGAGUCUGUAACCUGAAGCGUAUGUAACCUGAAGCAUAUGUAACCCAAGGUACCACUGUAUGUAGUAAAAAUGCUGUAAAGAACAGCACGUGAACACAAAGGGACUGAGCAAAUCACGAAGCUUUGCAACUGAGAGGCCAGAGGUGUGGAAUUACCUAUGUGUGAUCUACUUCUCAGACCCUCAGAACCACAAUCUGUGCUUCAAGCCACUGCUUUUGAAAUUAAGUUCCCCAAAAGGAGGAGGAGCCAGCAGAGGAGUGUGAAAUCAGCCAUGUUUUUUUCAGGUGCACAGGCACAACAUGGAGUAAGGCAGGGAGUAAAUACUAAUGUGCCAUCAAUAUACAUGUGUCGCAGUUAGAAAAACACAGUAAAAUAAAAUAGUUUUUAACAGUCUGUUUUUAUUUAUGCCUUAAUACAAGUGACACCUUUCAAAAUGCAUAAAAAAAUACAUGUAUUUGGAUUAUCUGUAUUUGAAACUGUUCCUUUAAAACAAUUCAUCACCUUCCGGCUUUGUUGCUUCUGUAGAUCCCAUGCUGUUUGAGCAAUUCUGUCUAGAUGAGCUGGACAGCCUUCUUUCUCCGCACACAAACUGUCAAGUACAGAAGACCGAAAGACUGCCUACAGAUACGCUACCUGAAAACUCAGCUGCUUCAGAGUUUUUUCCUUUCAUGGAUCACUGGAAUGUCCAGACGCAGAAAGUAUCACUCCGGGAGAUAAUGUCCGAAGAAAUCGCCUUACAAGAAAAAGAGGACCUGGUAUGAUUAAUAAUAAUAAUAAUAAUAAUUUUUCAUUUAUACUCCGCCCUCCCCAGCCAAGGCCGGGCUCAGGGUGGCUAACAAGCAAUAAUAAAACAAGUUGAAUGAAUAUAACUUAAAAACAAGAUUAAAAUAUAAUAUUAAAAAUAUUGAAACAUUAAAAUAUUAAAAUGCAGCCUCAUCACAGGAGGAGAAAGGAAAAAGAAAGAGGGGGAGGGAAUCAAAUUGGCUCCAAGCCAAAGGCCAGGUGGAACAACUCUGUCUUAUAGGCCCUGCGGAAAGAAAUUAGAUCCUGCAGGGCCCUGGUCUCAUGAGGCAGAGCGUUCCACCAGGCCGGAGCCAGUGUUGAAAAGGCCCUGGCUCUGGUUGAGGCUAAUCUAACUUCGUUAGGGCCCGGGACCUCUAGGGUGUUGCUAUUUACGGACCUUGAGGCUCUCUGUGAGGCAUACCGGGAGAGGCGGUCCCGCAGGUACGACGGGCCUAGGCCGUGAAGGGCUUUAAAGGUCAAAACCUUUUACACAUACAUUGCCCCUUAGCACUAUGCAUUUCCUAUAUUUCACCCUCAUUGUGAGCUGAAGCAUGCAGCAGGGCAUAAGAUCAGCCACUAGGCUCCCAGCGUAAUGGACCUCUCAUUCUCUUGUUCUAGUUCUCAUACUUGGCCCACUCACCACUUCCUUAUGCUAUAACAGUAACCGCUUUGCAAACACUCACAAAGUUUCACUUGCAAUGCAGCUGCACUGCCUAGAAAGUUGGUUAUUAGUUUAGGUCAGGGAGCGGGUGGCAAGUGACUGUUUUCUAGCACAUAAAAUCUGUAAGGGUGGCACUGCCAUCUUGCUCCAGGAUAACUUUCCACCAGUGAUGUUGAUGUAUUAAGCUGAUAGGGGAGGAUUAAACAGAAAGUGGUGCUGUACAACAACUAUGUGGUUCUGUUGUGCUUGUGAAGCUAAAACAGAGAGUAGGAUGGGGCUGAAAUGCGAUUUAGCCAAAGUCUAGAGCCAGAAACCUGCCUUUAAUUCCAGUUUCUUGGUAUAGUUGACUCUCAAAAUGAGAUGGGCAUAAAUGAAGUAAUUGGCACCGAUGGGGGCUUGUUUUCUGAGGUGAAUAACAUGUGGGAGAAAUUUCUAUUAGAAUUUCUCAGAAGGGAAGAGUUAAAUCUUUCCUUACUGCACCCUGGUCAUGAUGAAAAAUACCCCCUCCCCCCACAUAGGCAACUGUAUAGAAAUAAUGGAUAUAGUUGUAAUGACACAUUUAGCACCAUGUGCAAGGUUUUGCUUCUAAUGCGUUUUCCCCUGUUUUGUGUACUCCUGAAGACCAAAAGUGUGGCAUAGUGGUAAUUUGACUGUUAAUAUGUACAUUGGUGCCAAGAUGUAAAUUAGAAACGGAGAUUUUUAGUGGUAUCCCCCAUGAAUCAUCUUGAUUUACCCUAAUUUAUUAACCAGCUUAUAGCCACCGUAUUGUGCUACUUUAUCUCCCAAACCAAACAGUCUCUUCAAUACAGUUUUGCAAGCAGCCUUUUAUGAUUUAAAUUUCAGGUGGCUGAAGCUAGAAAAUGUCUCCCUAUAAAUAGUAUUGCCAGCCCUAAAUAAUCUGGAACCAAUAACAAAGGGUGGUAUCCAAUGUUGUGAGAGAAGAAGUAGCACAAUUACUAUACUUCUUCCUCUGCAUUGCCCCCCAACCUGCCCUGUGAUUUGCUCUGGAGGUUGCCUCUACCCAGGGGAGCAGAUUUGGGAACACACAGGAGAGAGGAGGAAAAAAUUGGUUGUCACCCACCCCAAAAUGUGGAAAACUCUGUAAUUUUGAAAUCUUUUUUCUUUAUUAGAUCCAUUUUUCUACAAAGACUUUUAUAAUAAUAUAAUUAUAAUGUAAACUUGUUUUCUGGAUUAGAAACGCUCUCCUUUCAUGGCUAGAAAAGACUGCGCUGCCAAACUGAAAGAGAAGCAACUCCUGGAGUUAUUCCCAGCUAUUAACCCAAACGUCUUAAUGGAAAUCUUCAAGGACCACAAGUGAGCUCUUGCUUGUUCAUAUGAUGCUGCUAAAUUCAAAGAACUAAAUGGCUUGGAUCUGAAUACCUUUUGAAUUGCUUUAUACUGCACAAGUCUGUUCAAGACUACCCUUGAAGGCUUUUCUCCAGAUCUUCCUGUCGCCUGAGAUAAGGCCAGUAGUGACCAGAGACAGAACCUUCUUUGUUGUGAUGUUCUGGCUCUGGAAUUCUUUCCCCGGGAGACUUGCCUGGUGCUAGAAUUUGAAUUGAGAAAUUAAAGAUCAGGUUUUAGAAUGCAAGCUUCUCUCUCUUUCUUGUGUGUGCGCGUGUGUGUCUUGCUUUUUCCUUUCUUGUUAAUUAACAAAGUUCUGCUGUUCUGUGAUAUGUCUUGAAUCAUUCACUGGCUGCUGCUUCUUUUUUUUUUAUCUCAGUUAUUCCUUGGAGCAAACCGUCCAGUUUUUGAACAGCGUUCUAGAGUCAGAUCCAGUAAAGACAGUUGUAGCCAGAGAGACUGCCCAGGGUGCCAUACUCUCUUCUUGCAGUGCUUUAAAGACACGAGAGAGAAAGGUAAUGACCAUCUUGCACAUUUGUUGCAAAUACGUUUAAAUAAGAUGCUGUUAUAGUGAAAUAUGGGUCCUCAGCAUUUUUAACAUUUUAGGGAAAGGACUUCAUAAAUAGUAAAUAAAAGUCAGCGUCAGUAGGAGUAUAUAUGAUUGCUUCUUGUUUUGAACUGAGCAGAUAGAAAAUGUCUUUGGUUGGAGGUGUCUUACUUUAAUAAGCCUUGGACCAUGUCCUAAGUGUAACACCUAUGAAUUAUAGGCCAGAAGGUGCAAGGAACCAGAAGACAUUCUUGGUGCAAAGGCGUUUCAAGACUUUGAAUAUCCAGGAUAUGAUGAUUUCAGGGCCGAAGCUUUUCUUCACCAACAGCACAAGCAAGAGUGCCUGAGAAAAGCCGGGGAGGCGUAUCGCAUGGGAAUGAAGUCUGUAGCAGCAUUUUAUGUUCAAAGGGUAAAUUUGUCUUAAUCAAUCAAUUCUGCAAUUUUUGCCUUUUUUACUGGAAAUGUUGGCCAUUCGUAAUCAUGUAAGUUUUUGGUGUUUGCACUGAUAACCGCCACAUAAGCAAGUGUCAAUGCUCUUUUUGAAUCUCCAAUAGCAGAACUAGUGGACUGUGUGCUGAAAUAUUCCCCCCCCCCCCAUAAGGUCAGAAACAUUUAUUUUGAAAUAAAUUGGAAAUAUGUGGACAUGGCAUUUUAAUUCAGAAACAAGCAACUCAUGGCUUUCAAAGUGCUGUUGGAUUAGAAUAUAAGACGACAAUGGAAGAGCUUAUUCACUAACAAUGGCUGGAAUUCAAAGUGCUACAUUGCAUGCAAAUGAGUGUUUGGUCAUUGACAAUAGAAACUCUGACUUUUUGCUUAUUGAGUAACAGGCUCCUAUGCCAUAUCACAAAUUACUAUUGAAUGUCCCCUGCAUUUCAAAAUAGCCAUGGAGCGACUUGCAUAGUUUUUUGGACCCCAGCAUGUAUUGUGUACUUCUACAGGUGGGAUAGUGUUUUAAACCAUAAUUGCCAUACUGAAACCUUCAGGUGAUUCUCUUAGCGAAGGCACACUGAGUUGUUUUUUUACCAGUUGUAUAUAUGUACACAGUCAGGGAGCACAAAGUUGACUUCCUCUCUCUUUUUUCUUCCUACCUUUAUGAUCUCUGCUCAUUUCACACAGUCUCAUUGUGACUUACAUCUUCCUGAAACCCACCUGACAGGCCUUACUUGACCUACUUUGACAAGUUAAGUCUAAAUGCACAUGUCACUGUUCUGAGACAUUACAACUCCCUGCCUAUAGUGCUGUUUUGAAUCCUGAUAUCCAGUGCUGCACUUAGGUUGCUCCUCGUGAUGUUUACAGUAGAUGUGUGUUUGCAUCAAGGGUCGCCUUCAUGAGGAGAAGAUGAAAGAAGCCAACCGCGAUGCUGCCGUGCAAAUCUUUGAGAAAGUGAAUGCCUUGAAGCUUCCUGAAAACCUUUUGGACCUACAUGGUCUUCAUGUGGAUGAAGCUUUGGCUCACCUGGGUAGAGUAUUGCAGGAGAAAACAGAAGGUACAAGAACACUUCUUUGUUUACAGAGAUUACACUGGACAGUACAGUGGUACCUCGGUUUUCGAACAUCUCGGAAGUUGAAUGUUUUGGUUUUCGAACACCGAAAACCCAGAAAUAAAUGCUUCCAUUUUCGAAUGAGCCUCAGAAGUCAAACAGCUUCCGCUGAGUUUUUUCGAAUUGUCUCUAUUGAAUUUGCAGACCGCCCUUUGCGGCUUUGGUUUUCGAAUGUUUUGGAAGUUGAAUGGUCUUUUGGAACAGAUAACAUUCGAAAACCGAGGUACCACUGUAUUAAAACGGAUGGGUUACUUUCCAUGUCAGUGGAUGGGCUAGCCUUCAUGGACGGAACAUAUAAUUUGCAUAUAAUAAUAAUAAUAAUAAUAGUUAAUAUUAUUAUUUAUACAUACAUACAGUGGUACCUCGGGUUAAGAACUUAAUUCGUUCUGGAGGUCCAUUCUUAACCUGAAACUGUCCUUAACCUGAAGCACCACUUUAGCUAAUGGGGCCUUCUGCUGCUGCUGCGCCGUCGCUACACGAUUUCUGUUCUCAUCCUGAAGCAAAGUUCUUAACCCGAGGUACUAUUUCUGGGUUAGUGGAGUCUGUAACCUGAAGUGUCUGUAACCCGAGGUACCACUGUAUAGACAUACAUACCCUACCCAUCUGGCUGAGGUUCCGCAGUUACUCUGGGCGUUUCCCAACAGAAUAUUAAAAACACGAUAAAAUGUCAAACAUUAAAAAUUUCCCUAAACAGGGUUGCCUUCAGAUGUCUUCUAAAAGUCAGAUAGUUGUUUAUUUCCUUGACAUCUGAUGGGAGGGUGUUCCACUGGGCGGGCGCCACCACCGAGAAGGCCCUCGGCCUGGUUCCCACAUAGCACUACUAAGGUUAAAUUCCUGGCAUCUAGUUAAAAGGUUCUUGAGUAGCAGUACUGAUACAGAUACCAGCAAGCUGCUACCAGUCACAGUAGACAGUACUUGGCUAGACGGACCUGUAGUCUAAGGCUACUUUGUAUUUCAAAAUUUACCAUAUUGAAAGAUUUUAGAUAUAUUCUAAAAGAAAUUUUUUAAUCUGUUGAAUGUGGAAUUCAUAAAGAGAGAAUAUUGUGACCAUUCUUAUUCUUGUGUAACAGAAUGCAACCUGGCUGGUGGUAAGCCAUAUCUCUACGUGAUCACAGGAAAGGGAAACCAUAGCCAGGGAGGAGUUGCUCGCAUCAAACCAGCAGUUAUGAAAUACCUCACAAGCCACAAGUUCAGGUGAGCUGAACCUACCGUUACUGACAACUUGCGAUCUGCAUUUAACCAGUUAAAAACUGGUGGUUAUUUCACUAGAAAGCGUAGUAGACAUCCUGGGCUAAGCUCCUCAGCCAGCCUUAUUGCCAGGUCUGCAGAGUGCAGCAGGAAGCUUGUAUCUAGGAUCCUAGGUCAUUCCUAAUGACAGUCCUGGCUGCUAAUGAUGGUUUUCUUUUUAUUUGCCUAUGGUGGUAAACACGGAAUCAAGUGAGAAAGGAGAUUUGAGAUUGAGUUAUUUAAAUCUAGUGAAAGGGUAAUGGGUGAAGUCAAGAGUGGAAGGCUGGAGCUGGGAGAGAAUUCGGGAAUAAUAGAAAAUGAGUUGUUUUUGCUCCCUUAGCUCUCUGGUCUAGCCCAAAUACACCCCACCUUGUGCUCUGCCAUGUUUCUGUCUUUUCAACACCUCACCUGGUCAAUGCCAGUGGGAUUUUUUCUUCUGUGAACAGUGAACCUCUCUUCCACAUGCUGUGCCCCAAUCUGAUUUUUAAAUUCCCAUCAGUGGUUUGUUAUGUGACACAAUGGUGGAGGCUGCUUCUCAGUUAACAAGCUCCAAAGCAUCUUUGGGCACAGAGAGCAAGCUUAUUUGAGGCAAUACUUCUUUAUUAGGCUUAUUAUUUCUUAAGUUACUGUAUUCUUCACUCUAUAGGACGCACCUGACCAUAGGACGCACCUUGUUUUAGAGGGGAGAACAAGAAAAAAAAAUAUCUCUCCCUCUCUGCGCAGCACCGCUUCAGCGAAGCGGCAGGAGAAAUGGAGCCCCUUCCAUUUCUCCUCCCGCUUCGCUGAAGGGGCGCUGCGCAGAGAGGGAAAGCUGUGCAGCGCCUCUCCAGCGAAGCGAAGCCAGGAGAGCAAGAGGGAUCAGUGCACACCGACCCCUCUCGCUCUCCUGGCUUCAGCGAACCAACCCGAAGCCUCCGGCUUCAGGCGGCUAUCCCUGAAGCCUGGAGAGCGAGAGGGGUCAGUGCGCACUCCAGGCUUCAGUGAAAGCAAUGCGAAGCCUCCGGAGUCCGGAGGGAGCGCUCCCUCUGUGCUUCGGAGGAUUUGUUGCUGAAGCCAAGGAGCCAGCAUUCACUCCAUAAGACGCACACACAUUUCCCCUUAAUUUUUGGAGGGGGAAAAGUGCGCCUUAUAGAGCAAAAAAUACGGUAGUUUCUUUCAUCCGGCCAAAAGGAUGGUUUAAUUUCAAACUUGCCCUUCUAUAUGGUGAAAGUGUCAUGUAAUGCUGUGUAAUGUUAGAGCAUUGUAUGAGAGAUUAAAAAACCUUUCCACCCGCACAAGCCCUUACACAAACGAGCAUGAGAAAUGCUGUAUACCACUGUGUGGAUUCUUAUGCAAGCAUUUGUGGAACAGUGCUAAAGUCUGUUUUCCUACCCCUUGCAGUUUGAAUCAAACCUUAAAUGGUUGCUUACAAUAUUAUCCUGAUUCACAGGUUCACAGAAAUAAAGCCAGGCUGCUUGAAAGUCAUGCUGAAGUAA
Podarcis lilfordi (Lilford's wall lizard) is the source of this 18268-nucleotide messenger RNA. NCBI's taxonomy places the organism in Eukaryota, Metazoa, Chordata, Lepidosauria, Squamata, Lacertidae. The record is from the annotation of a GenBank genome assembly.